AUGCCUUUGUUGUCACUCCUAUCCACGAUCAAAGUCAAACCCAAACAUAAACGUACAUACCCACUUGGUGAUUCUGGUGGAACGCCAAUACAAAUACUGAAACUCAGAGGUGGAUGUGCAUCAGCAAGUAAUCUUGCUGACUAUGAAGUGAUCAUACACAUUUAUGGUAGAUCGAUGAUGUUGACGGUACCAAGAAAAGCAAGAAGAAGAGAAGGAAGAAGGGAGGGAAAGGGUUGA
Molecule: messenger RNA, 237 nt
Organism: Kwoniella botswanensis
Lineage: Eukaryota; Fungi; Basidiomycota; Tremellomycetes; Tremellales; Cryptococcaceae
Exons: 4
Coding region: 1-237 (78 amino acids)
Source: RefSeq, a predicted model, not a curated record